CUUUUCAUUUCUGCGGUGAUGUUGUUACUGUCCAGUUAUCAAAACAGUUCACGGAGGAUUCAGAAUCCACGUUCAUGUUUAAAAAUAACGCAGACAGUGUAUCAUUGUUCUCGUCCUUGUCCCGCUCGCUGGAAACGUGAAAACCAAGAGUGGAAACGUUCAUCGGAGACAUUUCGAGAGUCAUCCCGCUAGUCUGCCAACUGGUUUGAAGCUAUCGCCGAAGACUUUUUUAUCGUGUAUAAGAUGACCGACUCCCGAAAAUAACGCAGUCGAGUGAUUCAAAAACUGGUGGAGAUAACCCCAAAAAGCCAAGGUCGAGUUCGACAAUGUCCUCUGCGGUCCGCUAUAAUCACAACAGUCCGGACUCCGAAGUGGAAACAGUAAAUCCAACCACUCCGCUGAUGGGGGACAAUAAGAAAAACGCCGGGCCUACUUUGGCCACUCCGGAAAUCUACGAGCAGAACGAUAACCGGGAAGUGGUCACCAAGCCUUAUCCAGGAGUGGACGACGGAUUUUUCGAUAAUGGAAAAACCGAGGUUACGCAUAACGGUAGAAGGACAGAACACGGUGCCGUUGAACCAGAGGAUCCCACUUCGAAGGACCAUAACCCUGACAAGACGGAGGAUGAAAGCGAUGGAACCACAUACAUCAGACGCGUGUCCGGUUCCCACUUCCCAAGGGAGUCGGACUUUUCCGGUCACAACCAUCAUCACAACAGGGACAUCGAGAUCGACACCGCGAUCUUGGAGGAAAUCCCGGAUAUCAAUGUGUACCAACACAAGAAAACGCUCGCUCAGGGGAUGAUGGACUUGGCGCUUUUUUCGGCGAAUGCGAAUCAACUGAGAUAUGUGAUGGAUAGCUUCGCUAGACACCCGUAUUAUUAUCCCAGUAUGAUUUUCAUCAGCAUCAGUUUGAUAUUGCAGGUUGCCAUAGGCGUUCUACUUAUAUGGAAUGCCACUUAUAACGUGAAAGAUGAAAAAGAAGUAUGUAGAGCGAACAAAAUCAACAACUACACCGUCAUUGGAAUUUUUCUUGUCACUGUAGUAAACGUCUUCGUAUCAGCUUUUGGAGUUGCGGAUCCUCAAAUAACCAUCACAAAUAUUCCUGUGCAGAAUAAUUCCACAUAAUUUGUUGAGAUCUAUCAUUACUGCUUGAUUCCUUAAAUAUAUUUUUAUAUGAUUCU
Harmonia axyridis is the source of this 1183-nucleotide messenger RNA. RefSeq names its product ninjurin-A. NCBI's taxonomy places the organism in Eukaryota, Metazoa, Arthropoda, Insecta, Coleoptera, Coccinellidae. Gene Ontology annotation, cellular component: membrane. Gene Ontology annotation, biological process: cell adhesion; tissue regeneration. The transcript is spliced from 2 exons. Bases 327 to 1127 code for a protein of 266 amino acids. The record is from RefSeq and is a predicted model, not a curated record.